CGUCACAUGAGGGCGACACACAUCUUUGUCAGUGAACAAAAUGGCGUCUUACUGUUUGACUGUCACCAGACUGCGGCUGGCCCUCGGAAGCGGGGCGAGGCGUCUACAUGUCUCCUCGGCCUUCAGCGCCAAGGUGGCCAUGAGCCGCUUUGAGCCCAACAGCAGCGUGAACUAUGGGAAGCUGCACGAGAACAUCAACAUUGUGCGCCAAAGGCUCGGCCGUCCUCUCACUCUGUCGGAGAAGAUCGUGUACGGUCAUCUGGACGAUCCAGUGGGGCAGGAUAUCGCCCGUGGCCGCACCUACCUGCGCCUGCGUCCCGACCGCGUGGCCAUGCAGGACGCCACGGCUCAGAUGGCAAUGCUUCAGUUCAUCAGCAGCGGUUUGCCCAGGGUGGCUGUUCCCUCCACCAUCCACUGCGAUCAUCUGAUCGAGGCCCAGAUCGGAGGGGUGGAGGACCUGCAGAGGGCCAAGGAAGUAAACGAGGAAGUGUACAACUUCCUGGCCUCGGCUGGGGCCAAGUACGGAGUGGGCUUCUGGAAACCCGGAUCAGGAAUCAUCCAUCAGAUCAUCCUGGAGAACUAUGCAUACCCUGGAGUGAUGCUGAUCGGUACAGACUCACACACUCCCAAUGGCGGUGGCCUCGGCUCCAUUUGUAUCGGAGUGGGAGGAGCGGACGCUGUGGACGUCAUGGCAGGAAUCCCCUGGGAGCUCAAGUGUCCCAAUGUGAUCGGAGUGAAGCUGACAGGAAGUCUGUCUGGAUGGACCUCUCCGAAGGACGUCAUCCUGAAAGUGGCCGGCAUCCUGACGGUGAAGGGCGGCACCGGAGCCAUCGUGGAGUAUCACGGACCGGGAGUGGACUCCAUCUCCUGCACAGGAAUGGCCACAAUCUGUAACAUGGGCGCUGAGAUCGGAGCCACCACCUCCGUUUUCCCGUACAACCACCGCAUGAAGACGUACUUGGAGAAAACCGGCCGUGGAGAGAUCGCUGUAUUUGCCGAUCAGUUCAAAGACGACUUGGUUCCAGAUAAGGGCUGUGAAUACGACCAGGUCAUCGAGAUCAACCUGAGUGAGUUGAAGCCCCACAUCAACGGGCCCUUCACCCCCGACCUGGCCCACCCUGUGUCUGAAAUCGGGGUCACGGCUAAGAAGAGCGGCUGGCCCCUGGAGGUGAAAGUCGGUCUGAUUGGCAGCUGCACCAACUCCAGCUACGAAGACAUGGGCAGGGCGGCGUCUCUGGCCAAACAAGCUCUGGAUAAAGGUCUGAAGUGCAAGGCCCAGUUCACUGUCACCCCCGGCUCCGAGCAGAUCCGCGCCACCAUCGAGAGAGACGGAUAUGCGAAGAUCCUGAGUGAUGUCGGUGGGAUUGUCCUUGCUAAUGCGUGUGGACCCUGCAUCGGACAGUGGGACAGGAAGGAUGUAAAGAAGGGAGAGAAGAAUACAAUCGUCACCUCCUACAACAGGAACUUCACCGCCAGGAAUGAUGCUAACCCUGCUACUCAUGCUUUCGUCACCUCCCCUGAGAUCGUCACAGCCAUGGCCAUCGCCGGGACCCUCGACUUCAACCCAGAGACCGACUACUUGACCGCUGCCAACGGAGAGAAGUUCAAGCUGGAGCCCCCCACCGGUGACGAGCUUCCCUCCAGAGACUUCGACCCCGGCCAGGACACCUACCAGCACCCCCCCGCCGAGGGUACCUCACUGAAGGUGAACGUGAGCCCCUCCAGUAACCGUCUGCAGCUGCUGGAACCCUUCGACAGGUGGCACGGAAAAGACAUGGAGGAAAUGAGGGUCCUCAUCAAGGUGAAGGGGAAGUGCACCACCGACCACAUCAGCGCCGCCGGGCCCUGGCUGAAGUUCCGCGGUCACCUGGACAACAUCUCCAACAACAUGCUGAUCGGAGCCGUCAACAUCGACAACGAGGCCAUCAACAAGGUGAAGAACCUGCUGACGGGGGAGUUCGGAGGGGUGCCUGACGUGGCCCGCCACUACAAGGCCAACGGAGUUAACUGGGUGGUUGUGGGAGACGAUAACUACGGAGAGGGAUCCAGCCGAGAGCACGCCGCCCUGGAGCCUCGUCACCUCGGAGGACGCGCCAUCAUCGUCAAGAGCUUCGCCAGAAUCCACGAGACCAACCUGAAGAAGCAGGGCCUGUUGCCUCUGACGUUUGCCGACCCCAAAGACUACGACAAAAUCCGCCCCGAUGACAAGAUCUCAAUCACCGGGCUGAAGACCUUUGCUCCCGGCAAGUCCCUGACAGCCGUGAUCAAGCACAGCGACGGCAGCCAGGAGUCGAUCACUCUGAACCACACUUUCAACGAGACGCAGAUCGAGUGGUUCCAGGCCGGCUCCGCCCUCAACAGAAUGAAGGAGCUCCAGUAAUCAACGACGAGAGGAGGGAAGGAAGGCGGGGCCUGUAGGGGGGCCAAUGAGGGGCCUUGGCGUGGGUAAAGAAAGGGGAGAAACGUGGGCCUAGAGAGGGCAAAGAGGAAGAGACGAUGGAUGGUAACCAGACUUUAGUUUGUUUAGGGACAGCUGUAGUGAUGCUCAAUUAAAAGAAACACACACACACAAUGUCGCUGUACAGAUGAAAAGCGCACACACACACACAUGAGCACGUACAGUUCACGCACAGCCAGGAUUACUGUUAUUGCACCACCAGGCAGAUUCACACAACCACACAGAACCACAGCUUGGAUCCACUCCUAUAACGAUUAUCAGAUUUAACACGCCAUUUAUUUUCCCACUUUAGUCUGAAGUAACCAAACCUGAUCUACACGCAGAAUAUUAUAAAAAAGACGGUGUUAGCAGACGAGUUAACGGCUUCCUGCUUCAAUAUCAACUGUAAAAUCCACUCAUUCUCCAUUUCACAUCCUUUUUAAGUGUCUGUCUUGAUUCCAUCCAAACGGUUCUAAAAUCAGAGUCAUUUAAGUCCUAUGAAUGUACUUUUCCUUUAACUUCAUCCAUAUUUAUUAUAACAUUGCACCAGAUGUAAAUGAAAGCCGUUCGUUUUCAUUCAUUUUUCGUCUUUGUUCGGCUGCUAGAGUCACCCUUAUGGACCUGUGCUAGUUGAGAGCCACACUGUAGACGGCGCAAUUAUUGACUGUAGUGGCAUUAUUGAUAUCCCAUCAGCCCCUGCUGCAAUGUAAUGGUACACACACACACACACACACACACACACACACACACACACACACACUCCCUGCUGCUCGUCCAACGCUUGCUCGCUCUUUCCUAAAUCUUUCAUGUGGUAUCACAGCCCGUUGUGACAACCUGGGACUGAAACCAGACACAUACGACCAUUGUGUUUGUGUGGACUCGCCAAUUUUGUUUAUUUCCAUGUGUGUGUGUAUAUAGACUUUUUGUUUUGGUGGUUAACAUCAGUCUGCUUCCCUCUUUGCUCUCCCUUAGGCCUGUUAAUGUAGUCCAAACCUCAACCUGAUAUGUCACUCGAGCUUCUAUUGGUUAGCGCUCCAACACAUUGUACGUGUUAGGCAUCUCCAUAAGCAUGGAGACAUGUCACAGUAGAGGCUCUCCUGAAACUGAGGUUGAGGUUUGGUUCGCCAUAGCUUGCUGUCCUCUUACACAAACUAACGCACAAUCUAGUGUCCAGACACCUGUUUACUAGCACUUUGAAGAGUUAGGAGAGUUGUUUUGGGACUGCUUCGCCCUGCUUGAUUCAUCCACUGCAAACAUUUACGUCUUCAGUGCACAUCUUCAGUAAUAGUCACUGUUAAAGCACCAGUUAUCAGACAGUAGAAAAACAAAAGUCUUGCCAUGACGUUGAAUCGGUGGUUAAAUAUAAUUGAGGUGAUCGCUGCUGUUAUGGGUAAUGUGGCACCUAUAAAUCUUCACAGUAAAAUCGUCAGGAUGAACGGUUCCUGAGCUCAGUCCCUAUGAAAAAAAGUUUGGACCUGUGUGUAAAUGAUGUGAUAUAUAGCUGCACUUUGUAUAGGGGCGUGUACAUAAAUCAUGAAAUAGAUAAAUAUAUAUAUUAAAACAAAGAAAGAGUGUGGGCUGCCUGUCUAAAUGAGAGCGGUUAACAUGAUGUAGAGUCCCCCCUGUGGUCGUCAAUUAACUGGCAUUAAUGUAACGUGUUAAAAACCACAUUGCAUUGUGGGUGAAUUAAAGCACAGAUACCGGAUUGUAGCUGUGGGCUUUGACAGUUGUUAGGGACUUUUAGGAAGGGGACUUUGUGUAUUUUUUUCUUGAUUUUUACUUCUGUUCGAAUAGUUUUAAGGGGAAAGGUGAUUUGAAAGAGCGGACGGCCAACUUUUAAGACGUUUUUGGACGUCAAUGACUCCAUUCAGGGGUUCAUAUAUUCAACUGAAAAUCAUCGUCACUGCACACUCCUGUGCCACUGUAUUCAGAUUUACUGCCAAAGAUGCCUAAUGAAUAUGUUCAAGUAUCCACCCAUCAUUAUGUGAUCUGUGAAAUGUCCAUAAUUGUUUUAAUAUGUACAGGGAGUUGUUUCCUACAUAAAUCACCCGGUUUACCCAUCUUGCAAAAAUGCUGAUUAAUCUGAUCAUCCAUUGUCCAUUUUAAAACCAGCUGCUUGUGAAACACUUUGCUAAUGUAACCCUGAGUUUUUAAAGUUCUGUAAAGCGACAAAUCAAAUGAUGUUUAAAAAAAAAAAGCAUGUAUAUCAUGUCCUUUUGUACUCAGGCGUCCGGCUUCCUCUUGUGUGUUUGAAUUACCUUCACACCACGCUUCAUGUGUUCAGAUAAAGCUAACAAAGUAUGGAAUAUGUGAACAGAUGUUUUAGUGAUGAUUCCCCUCACACUCCGGUGUCAGCAUUAAACUCUUUGUAAAAGUAGAUGGUUCGAAUCGUCUGCGGUUUUAUUGCUUGAGAGAUUAAAAAUAUCUUGAUAAAAUGAAUAAAGAUGACAUUCAGAAGUGAA
Molecule: messenger RNA, 4899 nt
Organism: Eleginops maclovinus (Patagonian blennie)
Lineage: Eukaryota; Metazoa; Chordata; Actinopteri; Perciformes; Eleginopidae
Product: aconitate hydratase, mitochondrial-like
Exons: 18
Coding region: 41-2380 (779 amino acids)
Biological process (GO): tricarboxylic acid cycle
Cellular component (GO): cytosol; mitochondrion
Molecular function (GO): aconitate hydratase activity; 4 iron, 4 sulfur cluster binding
Source: RefSeq, a predicted model, not a curated record